Messenger RNA from Blastomyces dermatitidis ER-3, 312 nucleotides. RefSeq lists its product as uncharacterized. The record is from RefSeq and is a predicted model, not a curated record. Bases 1 to 312 code for a protein of 103 amino acids. NCBI's taxonomy places the organism in Eukaryota, Fungi, Ascomycota, Eurotiomycetes, Onygenales, Ajellomycetaceae. The transcript has 2 exons.
AUGGUGACAACAGAGCUGCAUCAGCGACAAGUUGUCUGUACUAUUGCUGAACGCAAUACCUUCUCUGCGCCUUCUGGCAUGGACUGUGGCACUUAUAUGCAGCCUUUCUUCGAUAUGGGCGGUCCUGGUUAUAUUACUGACAAUGCGACAAGUGCCUGUGAGUAUUGCGCAUUCAAGGUUGGCGAUCAAUUCUACCAAAACUUUGGAAUGGAUUAUGGCACUCAGUGGAGAGACCUGGGCAUCUUCGCCGCAUUCAUCGCAUCGAAUCUUAUUUUGCUAUUUAUAGGGCGAGGUGGAAUUGGAAUUCCGUAG